UUCUUAUUAUGUGUUGUCUUUUCUUUUCUUUCCUCUCUCUAAUACUUUCUAAGUAUUUAUUAUCUUCUCUCUCUUCCUUUAGUUUAUUUUUUAAUUUUCUAGUUUUACUUUUCUCAAUCUCUUCCUUAUUUUCAUCAUCAUUUUCCUCACCUCUAGGUUUUAUUAGUUUUUUAUUUUCCGGGACAUCAUCAUCAUCUCUUCUUCUUUUGGGAUUUCGAUUGAAGAUUAAAGGUGUCUUUUCUUUCUUGACCUUAUUACGAGGUGGAACAGGUGGUGGUUGUGGGGAUGGUGGCUUAAUUUUAAUAUUUCGUCCAUGAGAUGGGAUAAGAGGUGGUGGUGGUGACGGUGACGAAAUUACAGAGGAAUAUUUAGGUUGUUGCUUUGUAAACGAAAAAUCAUCACCCAUCCAAAAGUCAUUAUCAUCAUCGUUUCCAAAAUCAUCAUCUCCCGUAGAUAUAUAUGUUGCUG
This is a messenger RNA of Meloidogyne enterolobii, 468 nucleotides long. Lineage: Eukaryota; Metazoa; Nematoda; Chromadorea; Rhabditida; Meloidogynidae. The record is from the annotation of a GenBank genome assembly.